CUAAAAACGUCAUAAAUCAUGCACCAGACAUAACAACGCGUCUGUCACAGAAUGUCACGCAAAUUCUGUUUACUCUUGAGCUCUCUUGUCUUUUUACUGCCCCGCCAAUCCAAAGAUUAUUCCCGCUCAACGAUAAGGCUGACAAUCUCAACGCUGAAAGCUUUCCAUUUUUGGAUAUUCUGCAAUGCCAGCUUCUCCACCCGAUAUUAUUAAACGGCCAGCAAGGACUUAUGGUCGUCCAAAACCAGCAAUCGAGGUUUCUACCUCAAAGCCCUCUACAAACAUAUAUAAUUCCAUAGCUAGUGAUGAUAGCCUCCUGAACAUGGGCUCCGACACGCCUGGCGAGGCUCCACCUACCUCUGAACCUUCAAAUUCUCCGCUUGUUGAGGCAGAAAAUGAUGGAAGAAACAGGGAUGACGGGGGCAAUAAAGACGCGUCGUCUGGCUAUCCUUGGAAGUGGACGAUCGACAUAAAGCAUAUAGAUGAAAGCGAGGACGAAGGUGGUGGUUCUUCUCAGAAAACAGAGUCGUCAGGGGAUAAAUGGUCCAAGCCCACCGAUCCGGAACCUUUGUUUUCUGAACAAAGGGACGGCCAUAUAUCGCACACUCUAGCCUCUCCUUCUCAUGAAACAGAGCUUUUGUUAUCCCAAGAUGCUUUCUCCGACUCGCUCUCGAAAUUAGCCCCAUCGUCGUUUGGGCAUUCGCACCGAACAUCAGCAUCUCCAACUCCUUCACCAACUUUCCUUCGACAACGCGUCUCUAAGCACAUCAAAUGUGUGGAAUCUGACGGGGAAGUUGAGCGAGAAACGGACAGAAGCUCAUACUCAUCGUCACCAGUGAAACAUCCAAUCAAUACCCCACAAACUCGCUCUUCAACUACCCCUCCGACAUCUGACGCCGAGGACGAGAUGCCUUCUCGAAAAGCCAAAACCCAUUCUAAGGGAAAGUCUGUCGCAAUUAUGAACCCUUUGGUACUCCAACCUGCAGUCGACUUAGAUGUACGAAAGGCUAAAGGAAAACGAUCACAGUCCAACAAAGUCAAGGCUCCGACGAAAAAAGAACGUCGAGAUACAGUUAUAGAACGUCAACGGAUGAAUGCAGAGAAACCAGUAUCUAUCCCUCGCGUACAACGCAGUAGCAAACUGACGUUCAAUAAUCUUUUGAGUAAAAUUGCUGGAAACACGCCGGCACCCUUGAAAGGAGAGGAUUCAAUGGAUCCAAUAUCCGAAUUUUCAGAGUACUCCUCCCCUACCAGUAACCGCAGUGCGGUCGUUCCGGCCGAUACAAAGCUUACAGAAGCAGAAACCCCUCGUACAUCCAUGCCAGAACUUCCUGACGGCGCUGACUCCGACGAGGAACAGCUUCCAGAUAUAGACCAGUUGCUCAAAAGCCUCCAAGAAAAGAAACUGCUGGCUCUGCAGCAGCAGGGGCAACUGCGCUCGAGUGCAUUAGCGUCAGAUGAUGACGAUGACUUGGAGAUUGUAGAUAAUCCAAGCACUAGCAUACAGGUUGCGAUACAGAAAGAAGCUGAUGCGAGAAAAUCUGGUCGGCCCGGCAUUACGGCGAGUACUCGAAUUCUCCAGAAGCAUGCUGGGAUAUCUAGUUCCCGUCGCACGGGUGAAGUCGCGUCUGCUUCACAAGCUCUUAACUCCAGGGAGUUGAAUGAGGUCUUGUUAAAGAGGGUCAAUGCUGAGAACACACGCAGGACACAACAAAAGACUGAGGAGUGGAUCAGCAGAGGAGGGAAACCACUGGGACCAGAGAUUCAAGCGUCCGAACGACAUGGUCUGGAUUGGUAUGCACAAAAAGCAUUGGAGGACCUGAAAAAGACGGGCACAGAGAACCGAAAUCACCAUCAGAGAGGGACUGACGACCAAGAAGAUGAAGAGUGGACUUCCUUGCGGGGAUCUGCGAGUCCUGCCGUUGUUGAUCAAGAUAGUAGCAACGAGUACGAAGAAAACGAAGGGGAUGAUGAAGAAGGUUUCGAAGAUGACCAGGACAUCACAAUGGUGAAUGAAGACACUCAAGACGAAGAUAUUCCAACUCAAGUUGAUCUUCCUCACCGACGAGCCGUGCGACCUAUCGUGAAUUCGGACACUGAAGAUGAAGACAACGAAAAUCUCUUUGCACGACGUCAUUCACUCGGAAAAGUCCUUGUGCAGGAUUCAAUGAUUCUGGACCAGGACUCCGACAAAGUUUCCCCCGUUCCUCAGUUUGCCCGCCGUCAAUCGGAUUCUUCCUAUGACGGGGGGGCUACCGAAGACGAGUGUGACAAGGAGAACAACGACCGACUCAUGUAUGAUCGGAGUGAAGAUAAGGAAAAUACUUCUGUUAUUCAGCAUGAAUUAUUGAACCAUGGACCUUCACCAGGACGUCGGAGCUCUGUCCAUAAUCUUGAGGAAGGCUUAUCGAGUCGUCUUUCAGUAUCUUUGGAUGGUUACGCCACAGACGAGGACAAAGAAAAUCCUCGCAGUCCUCUGAAAACCCUUAGCGUUUCUGAAAUCGAGCCCUUCACUCCUGCCGCUGUCUCCUUUGCGAUAAGGCUUGAGCGAGCGACUUCUACAGCAUCUAUCGCUGAUAAACCUCCUGAUCCCUUGCUUUCUCCUCGAGUCUCUCGUGAAUCUCAGAUGUCCGGCUUCUCUCAAUUUUCGGACGACGGAGAGGGAUUUCGGCCAAAAAAAUUAGAGGCUGGCUUUUCCGGGUUCUUCGAUAGUCAGAUACCUUCAAGUUCUUCUAGUCCGCUUUUGGGAAGCUUGACGGAACCGGGCCAGUCAAACAAUUUCUUUGAUAAGCUCCGCAGGAAUAAUCCGCUUGCCCUCACCCAAGAAGUCGGUCUGCAACCUGCGCUCGAAGUUGAUGAAAGUCUGAAGCGUCAAGCUGACGAGGUCUUUGAGAGGGAGCAGGAACUGAUCAUUGAAACGGUGAACGCGUCCACCAGCAAGAAACCAGAGUUAUAUAUAAAUGAUCAAGGAUUUCUUACCCAAACCCGCCCUGACGGAAAUGUAGAGGUAUAUCGUCCUCCACCAACACCAUCUCAGUUUUUCUCGCAAAAUGGACAAUUUGCUACUCAGGCAAUUUCGAGCCAGGGCCUCACUAGGCGGCCCUUCCGCGAAUUAUCUAUGUCUGAAGCCGAAUCCACGGAGGAUACCCCAGUGCGUAGAAAUCGAUUGCAUCGUCUCAAGAAGCGAGAUGAGUCUGGGUCAUCUUCAAGUGCUCAGCUCUCAAAUAUUUUUGGAGAACGUUCUAUUUCGCCCCCUCUACCUAGCCCCAGACCCCGAAGACAUCGACCCGUGGAAUCUCAAAUUCGAAAAAUUGGGCGAAGGCUGGAAAAAUCGGAAUUUAUCGAAGGGGAGGCGCAGGAGAGUGAUGAAGAUGAAAUGUUUGGUUUCCGUAAAGUCGAGGAGGAUGAGGAGGAUGGAGAACACCUGGACCGUAAUCUCGAAACUCUGGUAGACGAUAAAGAAUUGGACCAGACACAGAUAGCAGAAGACAGAGUUCUGGAGAAAUUUCAAGAACAACGACAAGCGGAUGAUGCUCACGUUGAGGAUGUGGCCCACAAGCUUGCCCAAGGUCAUUUUCGCAACGGCAAGAGAUCCAGAGGUCAAGCCAGUAUUGAUAACAGUGAUGAUGACGAUGAAGAAGACGAGACGGGUCGUAGGGUCCGAUGGAAAAUGAAGAAGGAGCCUGAGCUUAGGGGAGAUAUCAAAUCAUUAGCCGGACAAGACGCAACUCGGGCGUUUGCUGAACAAUAUCAGGCGGCAAUCAAUAGCGAUGGAGAUCCUGAACUGGCGUUCCUUCAGGGAGAUGACGCCAACGAUAUCAUUAUGACGGGGCCGAACUAUGGGCAGGAUGACGAGGACGAUGCGAACGAAGACGACGAGGACGACGAGAAUACUGUCAACACAAGUGAUAUCAUGCGCCAGUUACGAGAAGCAGCAAAACGUGGCAAGGAUGACUGUCCAGCUAUAGACCCAAACGAUUUAUCGUUUGUUGAUGCAGACAACGACGACGAGGAUGAAGAUCUUCCUCGGGUGCGCCAUGUCACCAAUGCCAAUAUUCAUACUCGGGGAACUCGUAAAGGUGCUGUAGGGACCCUCGUUUUCGACCCUACGGAGAAUCAUAGAUCGGAAUUGAUGGUAGACGAACAAGGACGUCAACGAGCGCAAGAAUACGUGAAAAAUGAAAACCGGCUUCGAAGAAUGGGCACCGGUCGGUCGGUUGUCGGAGGUAUUUCAGUCGUGGGUAAUAGGCAUCCGAAUUCUCGAGUCGGCUCGCACGCUCGCAACAACCCGACGACUUCGAAGAAGCCUCCACCAAUCAAAGCUGCACCUAGCAUAUUGAAGGGACUGACUCGUAAGGAACAUUUCCAAUAACCAGUAAUGCAAUCACUCAGGAGUUAGCAU
This is a messenger RNA of Lentinula edodes (shiitake mushroom), 4402 nucleotides long. RefSeq lists its product as uncharacterized. The transcript has 9 exons. The record is from RefSeq and is a predicted model, not a curated record. Lineage: Eukaryota; Fungi; Basidiomycota; Agaricomycetes; Agaricales; Omphalotaceae. Bases 185 to 4372 code for a protein of 1395 amino acids.